AUGCGUCCUAUCUCACUACUCACAGCCGUUAUCCUCCCCCUCGCUCUUGCGGCCCCCGUGCCUGAUAAAGACACCUCCACACCCCAAAUUAUCCCCAUUCCCUCUCCGGCCGCAAUUCUCGCCCUCAUCAAUGCCGGCCUUGCCGGUUCCGCCACCCCAGCCGAUGUAGCUUACGUCACCGGACUAAUUGCUGCAGCUGAAGCCGCCGCCGCCGCCGCUCAGGAAAUCGGUGGUUCUAAAAGUAAGAGACAAUCAGGCUUGGGAGAUCUAGGAGAUCUAGGUGGUCUUACCAGUAUCCUGGGAGAUCUGCCCUUGGGGUCCUUGGGCUUGGGUAUUCUGAAAGAGCGAAGUGAGAAAGCCAAGCGACAAGAUUUAGGCCUAGGAGGUCUAGAUAGUCUUACCGGUUUACUAGGAGAGUUGGGAUUGGGAAGUAUUCUGAAAGAGAAAGCCAAGCGACAAGAUUUGGGCCUAGGAGGUCUAGAUAGUCUUACCGGUUUACUAGGAGAGUUGGGAUUAGGAAGUAUUCUGAAAGAGCGAAAUGAGAAAGCCAAGAGACAAUCCUUCUCCCUCGAAGGUAUCACUGGUCUGGAUGGUCUCGAUGGUGCUUUGGACCCCCUUUUGGGAGAGCUGGGCCCAGUAACUAGUGUAACUGGAGCUGUUCCUCUUACUGGUACUGUCAAACGACAGGAUCUUCCCAUUGUAGGAAGUGUGUCAGGGGUCGCGGGACUUACAAAUGAUCUACCACUCGGCCCACUUGGUUCUGUUGCUGGUGUUGUUCUUAAAAAUCCUAUUGGUGUGACCUCUUUGGUGGGUGCACUCAAGGAGAGGUCUAAGAGACAACAAGAAGGUAUGGUGUUUACUUCCAUUUAA
This is a messenger RNA of Sclerotinia borealis F-4128, 870 nucleotides long. Lineage: Eukaryota; Fungi; Ascomycota; Leotiomycetes; Helotiales; Sclerotiniaceae. The record is from the annotation of a GenBank genome assembly.